Messenger RNA from Lithohypha guttulata, 657 nucleotides. RefSeq lists its product as uncharacterized. The transcript is spliced from 2 exons. The coding region runs from base 1 to 657 and encodes 218 amino acids. Lineage: Eukaryota; Fungi; Ascomycota; Eurotiomycetes; Chaetothyriales; Trichomeriaceae. The record is from RefSeq and is a predicted model, not a curated record.
AUGAAAGGCUUAAUCACAUUCGCUGCUCUCGCCGGCGUCAUCACCGCAGCCCCAUGGCAACUAGUCAACAAAAGGGAAUUAGGCGACCAUGAAUGGACGAGGAGCAAACGUGACGGAUGUCCAGGAUACCUGACCCCAGGCCAAUUCGAGUUCCCUCACUACAUCACUCAGGUCUCAAAAGCCAACCCAGACAAGGCAUACGGCCCUCAAUACAACGGCGUAUUCACUCCCAACGACGUCGCUUCCAUCUUCAGCUUCGACGUCCCAGCAUCCCGAGCAGACGCAAACUGCACACUCGAAUUCCUCUUCCCUAAACAGUCGCAGCUCAAAACCUCGUCGUACACAUACUCUGGUCCUGGCUCUUUCUUUUUCAAGGGCUAUAAUCCUGGAAGCUGUCCAGGCCCACAAACGACAUGGAACAACCAGCCGCAGCCUGGUCCAUUCCCAGAUUUCCCUCCCAUUCAUAUGGAGCCUGGGUUUGCUUACACCAUUGACGUUGGUCCUUGCUUUGUUGGUGCCGGUACUUGCGUCGCAGGCAUGACUUACACCAGCGACACACAUUUCGAGUUCUUCCAAGACUACGACGAGUGCCCGAUCGGAAUUUAUACCUCAUACUCUUAUGGGCUGCCGUGCCCACCACCUUACUGUCCAGCAUAG